GUGAUUGGAUCAGUCUUUGAUCAAGUGAUUAGCUUGAAGGAGAACAAAGUAGUUCCUGAGCAGAGGUAAUAAUAAAAAAAGAACAAAAAUGUAAUCCUUUCAAACUGUUUAUUAAUCCAUGCACUGUUGAUAUAGGAUGUUGUUGCAUGUGGGGGAAAUAACAUUCAAACUCCAGCAACAUUUGUGUCAUGAUAUCAGUCACCACAGAAAUAACUGUCAACUCAUUCUUUAGUUAAAGCAGUAAACAUUCAAUCAUGCUCUAUUUCAGUAGUAUUGCCACAAGGCUUCAGCAUCAUACAUGUAAACAUUACUUGCUGAUUUUGUCUCUGUAAAUGUACAUCCAGAUGCACAUGGAUACCCAAAAGUGGUGUGACAAUCUAUAUCAAUUUAAAAAAGAUGAGUUAUUUUCUGUUGUGCUCAAUAUUGUGCCAAACUUUGUGAAUAGAGUUAAACAUCCACUGAACCCAGAACAUCCCUUUAAAAGUUAAUUGUUAAUCAUAUUUAACUACUUUUUUAUCUGAAGCAAUAUAAAUCAAGCACAAAAGACAGUAAAUCAGGACACUAUAAAAAGAGCAUGAGGGUCUGUGGGGAUGACAGAGCAAGAGCUGGACACGAACAUCAGUGAAGAAUGAAGGGUUGGUUAUGUACGCUGCUGCUGCUGGAAAGCUUUGUGUUUGUGGUACAGCAGCAGGUAGAUGGAGGACUCGCUGAGAAUGAGAUCAGUCAACAGCUCAGCAAUGAGGACAGAAGACAGAAUCCACCUCAGACAGACUCUCUGAGAGAUGAAGCUUCGACUGACAGCCAACAAUACUGCCAUCUGAGCUUCCCUGACAUCCACGCAGCACUGAGAGAGCUGACCGCCACCGUUACAGAGCAGAAAGUCAACAUCAGAGCUUUAGAGACACAGCUGAGAGAAGACCUGAACAAGAAAACUGAUGCCUUAGAGACACGACUGAGGGAACAACAGACGUUCAUCCUGGAAGAGCUGAACAAGAAAACUGAUGAAAUUUCUAAUCUUACUGAGAGUCAAGUGGAGGAGCUGAGAAAGGAAAAUAGAGACAGAGAGAUAGCAUUUUCAGCUGCACUGAUGGAGUCUGGCGGUGGACAUAUCGGUCCUUUCACCACUGAUAUCACACUAACCUACAGGAACGUCUUCACAAACAUAGGGAACGCCUACAACCCAAUUACAGGUAUUUUCACAGCUCCACUGAAAGGAGCGUACAUGUUCACCUUCUCUGUCUUUGGUUAUGGUAAUCCCUCAACUGCAUCAGCUGUCUCCAUUAUGAAGAACGGAGAGAAGGUGGUUAUGGCAUAUGCUCAUCAGGCUCAGUACACUGUAAGCUCCUCAAAAGGAGUCGUGUUGAUUCUGGAGGUUGGAGAUGUUGUCUAUGUGAGACUUUGGUCUGGAACAACGAUAUAUGAUAACCAUAAUAACCACAGCACUUUCAGUGGUUACCUAUUGUUUCCCUUAAAAUAACAGGAGCUUAGCAGAAUGUGAUUCCAGUAAAACUGAACCUUUAGCAUAUGAUUUAACAUCAUGAAGAAUCAUUAACAUAUGAACCUGUAUUAAUGAUAGAUUACUGUAUGAAAGUCAGUAUAAUAUGCUAUACUCAUAUGUCCAGAGCAGUCUAUACAUGUACACAAUGCAUAAAGAGUUUCAGCAUUGAGACAGACAGGACCCAUGGAUAUCAUGUGACUCAAAGUGAUUUUUUUUUAAAGUAGCAAAUCU
Onychostoma macrolepis is the source of this 1729-nucleotide messenger RNA. RefSeq lists its product as uncharacterized. The coding region runs from base 629 to 1477 and encodes 282 amino acids. NCBI's taxonomy places the organism in Eukaryota, Metazoa, Chordata, Actinopteri, Cypriniformes, Cyprinidae. The record is from RefSeq and is a predicted model, not a curated record. The transcript has 5 exons. Gene Ontology annotation, molecular function: protein binding.